CGCUCCCGCUCUCGGACCCACCACUAUCACCGCCUUCGGAAACCGGCAUCAGCACUCUGGCCGGCGCCUGAGCUUCCAUUGAGGAUUUGAUCGGUGGAUGUCUGAGAGAAUAACACUGAUGGUGGUUCCCAAGGUGAUGAAGCUCCAGCAUCUCAUUGCAAUUGGUGUUUAUUUUUUCCUGUGGCAUCAGUGCAGCACCUGAAGAGGACCACGUGUUCUAGGAGCAAUUCUUUGCUAACUGCCUUUGAAGAGUAAUUUGGGAAUGGAAGAAGACCAAAGGGAGGCAGUGGCAAGUCUGACACCUUUGGCAGUAUCUGCUGAUGAUCCACAGAGCAUGUCAGAUGUUCAGCAAAACCUAUCAGAUGAAGAUGCUUUUAAACUUCUGUGGGAGAUGAAGAUGCGAAAAAGACAAGGGAAACCAAAUCUACCAGAUACUGUUACUGAACUUGGCACAGAAGAUGGCUGCAAAGUCUAUCUAGUUGGCACAGCCCAUUUCAGUGAGAGUAGCCGAAAAGAUGUUGUGAAGACAAUUCAAGAGGUACAGCCAGAUGUGGUGGUUGUGGAACUAUGUCAGUACAGAGUCUCCAUGCUCAAAAUGGAUGAAAAAACAUUAUUAAAGGAAGCCAGAGAAAUCAAUCUAGACAAGUUGCAACAAGCUAUAAAACAGAAUGGAGUAAUGUCUGGAUUAAUGCAAAUGCUGCUAUUGAAGGUCUCUGCACACAUCACUGAACAGCUGGGCAUGGCCCCAGGUGGUGAAUUCAGGGAGGCCUUUAAGGAGGCUGGAAAAGUGCCUUUUUGUAAGUUUCACCUUGGGGAUAGGCCCAUCCCCAUCACUUUUAAAAGGGCCAUUGCUGCACUUACCAUCUGGCAAAAGGUUAAAUUAGCCUGGGGUCUCUGUUUCCUCUCUGAUCCUAUCAGUAAAGAUGACGUAGAAAAGUGCAAGCAAAAAGAUCUUCUAGAACAGAUGAUGUCAGAAAUGAUUGGAGAGUUUCCUGACCUUCAUCGUACAAUUGUUGCUGAACGGGAUGUUUAUCUAGCCUACAUGCUGAAGCAAGCAGCAAAGCCAUUAGAACUACCUCUGGCUUUAGGACCUGAACCCAGUCAGCAAAUACCAUCUGUUGUGGUAGGAGUCGUUGGAAUGGGUCACAUACCUGGAAUUGAAAAGAACUGGAAUAAUCUACUAAAUAUUCAAGAAUUGAUGAGUGUUCCACCGCCAUCAUUAGCUACUAGAGUGAUCAAGUUUGCUGUUAAAGCAAGUCUUAUGGGACUCGUUGGUUAUGGCUGCUACCGUGUAGGAAAAGGGACCAUUCAUUUAAUAUUGUCAAGGCCAUUUAUACAGAGUUACCUCCACAAAUUUACAAAUUAAAUAUUCUAACUGAGAGCAAAAAAGUCGGAAGAUGACCUUUUACUUGGUGAUUAAAAGAAGUGCUGAAGGCAAAUAUGCAGGAAAUUUUCCAAUGUGUUUGUAUUAAUUCUUUGAAGUCAAUAACGUGAAUGAUACAUGACAUGAUGGAUGAACUUUCAUUACUUAGAAGCUGCACCAUCUGGGACAAGAUGUAAUCAGUUAGAAAAUUUAUCAAUGCCAUUCUGCAUAAAAGCACCUCCUUUCUAACUUUGAGGACUCCUGUAACAUGAAUGGCUUUAUUUCAGUCAUCAAAUUAAUGUAUUUUUAAUUCCCAUCAGUUUUGGGGUGGUGGGGAAAUUAAAUUUGCCAAUGUGCAUAUUUUGAAAUAUUGCAAUAGUAAUAUCUAUUUUAAUUUAAAACAACAUUAAGAGACCCAUGGUUCAACUGUUACUUUAAAAUCAUGUUCAAU
This is a messenger RNA of Hemiscyllium ocellatum (epaulette shark), 1814 nucleotides long. It is a transcript of the gene trabd, whose product is annotated as TraB domain containing. The record is from RefSeq and is a predicted model, not a curated record. Bases 263 to 1366 code for a protein of 367 amino acids. The transcript is spliced from 11 exons. Lineage: Eukaryota; Metazoa; Chordata; Chondrichthyes; Orectolobiformes; Hemiscylliidae.